Molecule: messenger RNA, 683 nt
Organism: Pollicipes pollicipes
Lineage: Eukaryota; Metazoa; Arthropoda; Thecostraca; Pollicipedomorpha; Pollicipedidae
Exons: 3
Coding region: 32-466 (144 amino acids)
Source: RefSeq, a predicted model, not a curated record
ACAGCAGCAUCGCUCCAGCACGGCCGGCACCAUGUGGACCUACCUGAUCGUGACUGCGCUGACCGUCCAGCUGACGCUCGGCCAGCAAGUGCACAGAUAUAUUCGCAUCCCAGUUGCGCCAGAGCACAAGAACGAGUGCUACGAUCCAGCGGUGGACAAUUUUUACAACAUCGGCGAGGAAUGGGGUCCCAAAAACGCAAACUGCAAAAUGAGCAAGUGUGUCAAGGAGAAGGGCACCCUCUUCAUAGACCGCAUCGCAUGUAACGACGUCCGCAAAUUGGUGGACUUCAAGGACAUGCACGCGCGUCACCUGUUCUGCCGGAUCGCGGUCGGAGACAGGCGCAAGGCGUUCCCCGGCUGCUGCCAGCAGUUGGUCUGCGCCAGGCACGAGAAUGGCAAGAGAACACGCGUGAGUGCGAAUGAAUUGCCCUUAUUGCCCAGCCAGGAGACGUUUGAGUACCUGUAAGCGCUCUGUUAGCUGCCCGGGACCUUAGUCAUCCGCGAGAGCUUAUCUUUGCCCCGCCAAUAUCAGUCCCUGCCGCCUUAAGUCACACCUGGCCGAUCGAGGUCUCUGUUUGCCCGGAUGGCACAUCUUCCGCCUUUUCCGGACUUGACGGAUGUAAGGCGUGGGUUAGAUGUAGCGGUGGUGCGAUGUAACACUGUCGCCAAUAUGGGGCUGGCUU